AUGAAUCAGAACGCUACUGAGCCUGUGGCAACCGCUGAGACCCUGGCCGAGGUACCUGAGCAUGUGCUCCGAGGACUUCCCGAGGAAGUGAGGCUUUUCCCAUCUGCUGUGGACAAGACUCGGAUUGGUGUCUGGGCCACUAAACCAAUUUUAAAAGGCAAAAAGUUUGGACCAUUUGUCGGUGAUAAGAAAAAAAGAUCUCAGGUCAAGAAUAAUGUGUACAUGUGGGAGGUAUAUUAUCCAAAUCUGGGAUGGAUGUGCAUUGACGCCACCGAUCCAGAGAAGGGGAACUGGCUUCGAUAUGUGAAUUGGGCUUGUUCAGGAGAAGAGCAAAAUUUAUUUCCACUGGAAAUCAACAGGGCCAUUUACUAUAAGACUUUAAAGCCAAUCGCGCCGGGCGAGGAGCUCCUGGUUUGGUACAAUGGGGAAGACAACCCCGAGAUAGCAGCUGCGAUUGAGGAAGAGCGAGCCAGCGCCCGGAGCAAGCGGAGUUCCCCGAAAAGCAGGAAAGGGAAGAAAAAACCCCAGGAAAAUAAAAACAAAGGAAACAAAACUGAAGACCUACAGCUGAAGACAAGUGAGCCAGAUCACACCUCUGCCAAUAUGAGAGAUUCUGCAGAAGGUGCCAAAGAAGAGGACGAGAAGCCCUCAGCUCCGGCAGCUGAGCAGACAGCUGUUCAGGAGGUGGUUAGUCAGGAAGUGCUUCCAGAACCAGGAACCCCUCUCCCUGCCUGCGAGCUGCACACAGAGCCAGACAAGAAGCCAGAAGCAACAAACUGUGAGGUGAAUGACGUGGAGGAAGAGGAGGAGGAGGAAGAGGAGGAAGAGGAUGGGUUGGAAGAGGAGGGGGAAGAAGAAGCUGACAUGCCAAAUGAAAGCUCUGUGAAAGAGCCAGAAAUACGGUGCGAUGAGAAGCUAGAAGAUUUAUUAGAAGAACCAAAAACCAUUUCAAAAGAAACUCUCGAAGACUCUCCAGAGGCAACUCCUGUUAUCAAAAUUCCCAAAACGAAGGAAGAAGCCAAUGGUGAUGUAUUGGAAACAUUAAUGUUUCCAUGUCAGCAUUGUGAAAGGAAGUUCACAACCAAGCAGGGGCUGGAGCGGCACAUGCACAUCCACAUAUCUACAGUCAACCAUGCUUUCAAAUGCAAGUACUGUGGGAAAGCCUUCGGCACCCAGAUUAACAGGCGGAGGCAUGAGCGUCGCCACGAGGCAGGGUUCAAGCGAAAACCCACCCUAACACUACAGCCAUCAGAGGACCCCGCUGAUGGCAAAGAGUCCGGAGACUGUGUCACUCCAAAAGAUGACUCGAAUCCUCCCAAUCUUGGGCAAGACUGUCUGAUCCUGAGUUCAGAGAAAGCUUCCCCAGAAACAGUAAAUUCUUCUGUUGUAGAAGAGAAUGGAGAGGUUAAAGAGCUUCAUCCCUGCAAAUACUGUAAGAAGGUUUUUGGCACUCAUACUAACAUGAGACGGCACCAGCGCAGAGUUCACGAGCGUCACCUGAUUCCCAAAGGUGUGCGGAGAAAAGGAGGCCUCCUGGAAGAGCCCCAGCCGCCCGCAGAGCGGGCCCAGCCCCCCCAGAAUGUCUACGUCCCCAGCACAGAGCCCGAGGAGGAAGGGGAGGCAGAUGAUGUGUACAUCAUGGACAUUUCUAGCAAUAUCUCCGAGAACUUAAAUUACUAUAUUGAUGGUAAAAUUCAAACCAGCAGCAGCACCAGUAACUGUGAUGUGAUUGAGAUGGAGUCCAGCUCGGCAGACUUGUAUGGUAUAAACUGUCUGCUCACUCCCGUCACAGUGGAAAUCACUCAGAAUAUCAAGACCACACAGGUCCCCAGAACAGACGAUCUUCCUAAAGAGCCUUCCAGCAGCACCAACAGCGAAUCCAAGAGGCGGAGAACUGCCAGUCCUCCCGUGUUACCCAGAAUCAAAGCCGAAGCGGAGCCUCAGCCCAUCGCACCCUCGUGCUCCUUGAGCCUGCCCCUCAGCAUCACCACCGAGACGGUGACUCUCCACAAGGAGAAAGGCGUGUACUUGUCCUCAAAGCUCAAGCAGCUCCUUCAGACCCAGGACAAGCUAACUCCUCCUGCAGGGAUUUUGACAGCCGAGAUCACUAAGUUGGGUCCCGUCUGUGUGUCCGCUCCUGCGUCCAUGCUGCCGGUGACCUCCAGUCGCUUUAAGCGGCGGACCAGCUCCCCUCCCAGCUCUCCACAGCACAGUCCUGCCCUGCGAGACUUCGGAAAGCAAAGCGAUGGGAAAGCGGUGUGGACUGAUGCCGUUCUGGGUUCCAAAAAGCCCAAGUUAGAAAGUCACAGCAACUCCUCCCCGGUGUGGAGUUUGUCUGGGAGAGACGAGAGGGAGACCGUGAGCCCGCCAUGCUUUGAUGAAUUCAAGGCCUCCAAAGAGUGGGCCGCCAGCUCCACCUUUAGCCCCGUGUGCAACCAGCAGCCCCUGGAUUUAUCCAGCGGUGUCAAGCAGAAGGCCGAGGGGCCAGGCAAGCCUCCGGUCCAGUGGGAAGCGGUGUUAGAUCUCAGUGUGCACAAAAAGCCUUGUGGGGACUCGGAAGGCAAGGAAUUCAAAGACAGCAGUGUGGCGCAGCCAGCCUGCAGUGCCGGCAAGAAGAAGAAGCCGACCACCUGCAUGCUGCAGAAGGUCCUCCUCAAUGAGUACAACGGCAUCGGCGUGCCCACCGAGAACACGGUGGACGUGGCCAGGAGCCCGAGUCCUUGUAAAUCCCUGGAUCCCCAAGCCGAUCCUGACCUCGGGCCUGACACGAGUUUAUCUGCCCCUACUGUGGAGUGCCCACCUGAUGUUUCUCCUCCACCUCCUGCCUGCCAGACACCCUCUCUUUCCUCCGGGCAGCUGCCUCCUCUCUUGAUGCCAACACAUCCCUCAUCCCCUCCGCCCUGUCCUCCUGUGUUAACCGUUGCCACACCACCUCCUCCACUCCUGCCCACCAUACCUCUUGCGGCCCCCUCUUCCAGGGCGUCUCCUCUCCCGUGUCCCUCCCCACUCUCCAAUGCCACUGCGCAGUCCCCACUGCCGAUCCUCUCUCCUACGGUGUCUCCCUCGCCUUCUCCCGUUCCUUCUGUAGAGCCUCUCACGUCUGCCGCCUCUCCGGGGCCUCCGACACUCUCAUCAUCAUCUGCAUCUUCAUCCUCAUUCUCUUCUUCUUCCUCCUCGUCCCCCUCUCCGCCGCCUCUGUCAGCAGUGUCAUCCGUUGUUUCUUCCGGGGACAACCUGGAAGCCUCUCUCCCCAUGAUCUCUUUCAAGCAGGAAGAAUUAGAGAGUGAAGAUCUGAAACCCAGGGCAGAACCCCCGUCUGCAGCUGAACAGGAUAUUGUGCAGGAAACAUUCAACAAAAACUUCGUCUGCAAUGUCUGUGAAUCGCCUUUCCUUUCCAUUAAAGACCUAACCAAACAUCUGUCUGUUCAUGCUGAAGAAUGGCCCUUCAAAUGUGAAUUCUGCGUGCAGCUCUUUAAGGCGAAAACCGAUUUGUCGGAACACCGCUUUUUGCUUCACGGAGUCGGCAAUAUCUUUGUGUGUUCGGUUUGUAAAAAAGAAUUUGCUUUUUUGUGCAAUUUGCAGCAGCACCAGCGAGAUCUCCACCCGGACAAGGUGUGCACACACCACGAGUUUGAGAGCGGCACCCUGAGGCCACAGAACUUCACAGACCCCAGCAAGGCGCACGCAGAGCACAUGCAGAGUUUGCCGGAAGAUCCUUCAGAAACGUCGAAAGAGGAAGAGGAGUUGAAUGAUUCUUCCGAAGAGCUUUACACGACCAUCAAAAUAAUGGCUUCUGGAAUAAAGACGAAAGAUCCAGAUGUUCGACUGGGUCUCAAUCAGCAUUACCCAAGCUUUAAACCGCCUCCGUUUCAGUACCACCACCGGAACCCCAUGGGCAUCGGGGUCACGGCCACCAACUUCACUACACACAACAUUCCGCAGACGUUCAGCACUGCCAUUCGCUGCACAAAGUGCGGCAAAGGUGUGGACAACAUGCCCGAGUUACACAAGCAUAUCCUGGCCUGCGCUUCCGCCAGCGACAAGAAGAGGUACACCCCCAGAAAGAACCCAGUCCCGCUGAAGCAAACGGUGCAACCCAAGAACGGGGUGGUGGUUUUGGAGAACUCUGGGAAAAACGCCUUCCGACGAAUGGGACAGCCCAAAAGACUGAACUUUAGUGUCGAACUCAGCAAAAUGUCACCAAAUAAGCUCAAAUUAAAUGCUUUGAAGAAAAAAAACCAGCUUGUUCAGAAAGCCAUCCUGCAAAAAAACAAAUCCGCCAAGCAGAAGGCGGACUUAAAAAAUGCUUCAGAGUCCCACAUCUGCCCGUAUUGCCAUCGGGAGUUCACGUACAUCGGAAGCCUGAAUAAGCAUGCUGCUUUCAGCUGUCCCAAAAAACCGCUUUCUCCUCCCAAAAAAAAAGCUUCCCAUUCGUCCAAGAAAGGUGGGCACGUGUCACCUGCCAGUAGCGACAGAAGUAGUAGCAGCAACCACCGCAGACGGACCGCAGAUGCUGAAAUUAAAAUGCAAAACACGCAGGCUCCUUUGGGCAAGACUAGAGCUCGCAGCUCAGGCCCCACGCAGGUGCCACUGCCUUCCUCGUCCUUCAGGUCCAAGCAGAAUGUCAAGUUUGCAGCUUCGGGGAAAUCCAAAAAACCACCCUCUUCUUUAAGGAACUCGAGUCCGAUCAGAAUGGCCAAAAUAACUCAUGUGGAGGGGAAAAAGCCCAAAGCUGUGGCCAAGAACCAUACUGCUCAGCUCUCGAGCAAGACGGCCCGGAGCCUGCACGUGAGGGUGCAGAAAAGCAAGGCUGUCUUGCAAAGCAAAUCCUCUCUGGCCGGUAAGAAAAGAACAGACCGGUUCAAUGUAAAAUCUAGAGAACGGAGUGGCGGGCCCAUCACCCGAAGCCUCCAGCUGGCAGCUGCUGCCGACCUGGGCGAAGGCAGGAGGGAGGACAGCAGCGGCAAGCAGGAGCUGAAGGACUUCAGCUACAGCCUCCGCCUGGCGACCCGAGGCCCCACGCCUGCCGCCCCGUACAUCACCAGGCAGUGCCGGAGUGUCAAGGCCACGGCCACAGCUCAGCUCCAAGGACCCCUCUUCAAAGAGUAG
Molecule: messenger RNA, 5109 nt
Organism: Pipistrellus nathusii (Nathusius's pipistrelle)
Lineage: Eukaryota; Metazoa; Chordata; Mammalia; Chiroptera; Vespertilionidae
Source: the annotation of a GenBank genome assembly